AUGGCUGAUAACGCAAAUGUCACUCUCCCCGACCACAUGUUGCGCGUCUCACCCGAAAUUCGUGUGAAGGGCAGUGCGCCUCCGACACUCAUUCCGUCCCACCCAUAUGUACCUCCCCAGCCACUACGCAAGCCCUCGUCCCAGGACACCCGUUCACACCCUGGAGCCCCAGUCUCGCUUCCUCACCUCUUGCCAUCGGACUCAGACGAAGAUGAAAGCAAGAAGCAUAUCUGCACGGUUUGCAAAAAGCGAUUCCGUCGGCCCAGUAGCUUGAAUAUUCAUAUCAACACACAUACCGGUGCUACGCUAGAAGGACAGGACCAGGCCAGAGGCCAGGUUCAAAGCUACCCUCCGCGAUCUUGGCAUGAUGGCACACAGACGGAAAGAGAGAGGUAUUAUCAGCGGCACUAUUCGAUGUGUGAUGCUCGUUUGCCGCGGGGCGGAGAUGAGAGAGAUAACGAAAUGGAUGCAAGUCGUUCCUAUUCGAGACACGACUGA
Desarmillaria tabescens is the source of this 498-nucleotide messenger RNA. RefSeq lists its product as uncharacterized. Bases 1 to 498 code for a protein of 165 amino acids. The record is from RefSeq and is a predicted model, not a curated record. The transcript is spliced from 3 exons. NCBI's taxonomy places the organism in Eukaryota, Fungi, Basidiomycota, Agaricomycetes, Agaricales, Physalacriaceae.